CAGAACAAGCAGCCCUUCAUGGUGGCCUUCUUCAAAGCCACUGAGAUCCACAUUCGCAGCAUCCGCUCAGCAAACGGAAAACACCGCAACCAGAACCGCUCCAAGGGGAACAAGGGGCAGGAGGCACUGCGGGUCUCCAACAUUGCAGAUAACAGCAGUGCAGACCAGCGGCAAGCCUGCAAGAAACACGAGCUCUACGUCAGCUUCAAAGAUCUAGGAUGGCAGGACUGGAUUAUAGCACCAGAAGGAUACGCUGCCUACUACUGUGAGGGUGAGUGCGCCUUUCCCCUCAACUCCUACAUGAACGCUACCAACCACGCCAUAGUGCAGACACUGGUUCACUUCAUUAACCCAGAGACAGUGCCCAAGCCCUGCUGCGCGCCAACGCAGCUCCAUGCCAUCUCGGUGCUCUACUUUGACGACAGCUCCAACGUCAUCCUGAAGAAGUACCGCAACAUGGUCGUGAGAGCCUGCGGCUGCCACUAGGAGGCCUCGGCCAUGCUCCAUUCCUAUCCAUCGCUGGGGACCCUGGGAGCAGCAUGUUUGAAAAACGGAUUCUUGGGAUCAAUGAUCCUGUUAUUUAGCGACAGGCAGAAACAGGGACUGAGGCGCUCGCAGCAGCUUCUGCACGCCUCCGCCGGGGAUCGCUAUUGAGCUUUGUGACCUGGACAGGAAAAAAAACAAACAAGCAUUCAUCCUAAGCAAUGUAUUUUCCAUCCAGUCCGCACUAUUGAUACGGUUUGCCUGCAUUCCUGCCACCUCCCCAGUGCUUCACAGACUGAAUGCUACUAGGAACACACAGAUCUAAGGAAUUAUGUUUUUCAGAGCAUGAUGUUCUUCAGUGUGCAGAGCAGAACCCCACCCCCCCACCCCCAAACACUGUCAGCGAGGUCCGAUAGCAGGUGAACCACCAGACACAAUCCACAGCCAGCUCUGUACUGAGCAGAAUAUAUGUUUCCAUUAAAAAGAUGAGAGUCUACAUCAUCAUCUUCUGGUAAUAGCUCUAGAAACUUUAAGGAACACCACAGCAUGGUGCCUUCAUAGCAGUCCCUUCAUACCCGGGUGUUAACUUGCCUAGUGGGUAGAAAGCACAUUGUUCCUCCAAGUCCAGUCCCUCUCCUACUGGGCAGCCCUGGUCCUGCCAUUGUAAUAAGCUGCCUGCCUGGCCUGGAACAUCACAGCAAGAACAUUGCAGAAUUACAGGAGAACAAGAAACUUUGAGCUUCCUCUUAGGUUGUGAACAUUAUUUAUUUUGUUGUUUAAGUUGUUCUGGGCCACCUUUUGUCAAGUCUCUUGGACACAAGUUCAUUUAUUUUAAGCAGCACUGCCGCAGCUCUCUCUAACUUUAGGAAGCAGUAUCUGCUACUUCUAUUCCAAGUCUCUCUCUGUCUCGAGGUUUGUCUGGUUCUACUCCUUGCGCGAACAUUGUCUUCAAUGUUCAGCAGUCUGUUGAAGUGAUGGGGCUUUUUUCUUUAACACUACGAUACAAGAAUGACAUCACCUCCACUCAGCAGCACCUUCGCUUCAACACUUUGGAGGAGUCAGAUUCUCAAAACAAACCUCUCCAAAUCACCUGAACAAAAAAAAAAAAACAACAAAACACACACAUUUACAAAUCUUCAAACGAAUAACAAACAACUGAAGACUGCUUAUAAGGCUAUUAAAUACACAAGUUGGUUAUUUCUUGGAGUGAAUAGCUUUGCGACCCUAGACAAGGUUCUAGAACCUUUCCUCUGCUUCCCUGUCAUUGUUAGGAGAUACUCUAAGUGCUGCUCUCUCUCUCUCUUCAUAUGCUUUUCAAUGUUCUAUGAUUUGAUUUCUCACUAAAGGCAGAGAUGCUGGUGUAUUUGUUAGAUAGAGAUCUUUAUGUACAAUAUUGUGUAAAUAGUUUUCAAAAGACAGAAACAAAGUAUUUAUUUCCAUUUCUGGACUCAAGCUCCACUUCAGGUAACUUCAGGAUAAAAACAUAAAAAUAAAAUGAAUUUAAAAAAUAAAUCUUCCAGCUGAAAAGAAACCACUUUCUUAUUUAAGAGAAUAUUUAUUGAGUAAACGUGAGAGAGAUGUACAUGCACAAUUCAGCCUUUUGCAGUCUCCUGUCUUUAUAAUAUGUCUAAAAAAAUAGUUCAAUAAACAGUUCCAGUGUUA
Molecule: messenger RNA, 2145 nt
Organism: Polyodon spathula (Mississippi paddlefish)
Lineage: Eukaryota; Metazoa; Chordata; Actinopteri; Acipenseriformes; Polyodontidae
Product: bone morphogenetic protein 7-like
Exons: 4
Coding region: 19-486 (155 amino acids)
Biological process (GO): SMAD protein signal transduction
Cellular component (GO): extracellular region
Molecular function (GO): cytokine activity; growth factor activity
Source: RefSeq, a predicted model, not a curated record